AAAUAUUCUCUAUUCUCUUCACCGCCUUAUUUCAUUUUCUUCAAUUUCCCUCUGCUCUCACCCACCACCCAAACCUACAAGUCAAACCCCCGCCGGAAAAAUGACCACCUACGGCACCAUUCCCACCUCCUCCUCCGCCAGCCCCUCCUCCAACCUUGACUACAUCUCCCGCGCCAAAGAAAGAAUCAAAGCCGGCCUAGGCUCCCGCCAUCCUUGGAGAGUCAUGUUCGAUUUCCACUCCCUCAAGUUACCGUCCAACUUCCAAGAAGCUUUCGUCAGAAUCAAAACUAAUGUUUCGUUUUUUCGCAUGAACUACGCCAUCAUCGUGCAGUUGAUAUUGUUUCUCAGUCUCUUGUGGCACCCUAUCUCGUUGAUUGUGUUCAUAAUCAUGAUGGCUGCGUGGUUGUUUCUUUACUUCCUGCGCGAUGAGCCUUUGGUGGUUUUCGGCCGCAUGAUCGACGAUCGUGUUGUCCUCAUCGUCUUGUCGGUGCUGACUCUUGUCUUCUUGUUCUUGACGGACGCCACGGUCAAUAUCUUAGUGUCGCUGCUUAUAGGGGUGGUACUUGUGGCGGUGCACGCGGCGUUCAGGAGGACGGAUGAUUUAUCGUUGGAUGAAGAAGCUGCAGGGUUGAUGACGGCGACUUCAGCUAGAUCUUCGUCUUCUUAACGUUUGCUAUUUGUUAAAGUUUAUGAUUUUGAAUUUGGUUUGACGGGUAGAUGGAAGAAGAGGUGUUAAUGAAGUUUGAGCUUUCUGGAUUUAUUUGAAUAACAUCUGGACCGGAUCCAACUAAGUAUUAUUAUUAUUAUUUUUUUAAACAUUAUUAUGAUUUUUUAUUUUUAUUUGUUAUAAUCCCAAUGCACUGAAAUGUAAACCACCAACAAAAUCAAUUUUAUCUGUUUUUACUUACUUCAA
Messenger RNA from Mangifera indica (mango), 913 nucleotides. RefSeq names its product PRA1 family protein F3-like. Gene Ontology annotation, cellular component: endoplasmic reticulum; Golgi apparatus. The coding region runs from base 101 to 667 and encodes 188 amino acids. The record is from RefSeq and is a predicted model, not a curated record. Gene Ontology annotation, biological process: vesicle-mediated transport. Lineage: Eukaryota; Viridiplantae; Streptophyta; Magnoliopsida; Sapindales; Anacardiaceae. The transcript has a single exon.